GACACUAAUGUAAUCAACGCUUAAAAACUAUUUAGCUCUUCAAUGGAAACUUUGAGUCGUUUAUUGGUUUUCAUGUCUCUGUUUUCCGGUUUAGUUUCUGGAUUUGCUCUGCAAAACCUUCCAAUCACAUCUUUUGAAGAAGGUUACACUCAACUUUUUGGUGACAAGAACUUGUUUGUUCAUAAAGAUGGCAAAUCUGUCCGGUUAACACUCGAUGAAAGAACCGGUUCUGGUUUUGUCUCAAAUGAUCUUUACUUGCAUGGAUUCUUCAGUGCUUCUAUUAAAUUACCUUCUGAUUAUUCAGCUGGUGUUGUUGUUGCCUUUUAUAUGUCAAAUGGAGAUAUGUAUGAGAAGAAUCAUGAUGAGAUAGAUUUUGAGUUUCUUGGUAACAUUAGAGGAAAAGAAUGGAGGAUUCAGACAAACAUUUAUGGUAAUGGAAGUACUCAUUUAGGAAGAGAAGAAAGAUAUAAUCUUUGGUUUGAUCCAACUGAAGAUUUUCAUCAAUACAGUAUCCUCUGGUCUGAUUCUUACAUCAUAUUCUUUGUAGACAAUGUUCCUAUCAGAGAGGUCAAACGUACUGCGGCAAUGGGUGGUGACUUUCCGUCUAAGCCGAUGUCUCUCUACACAACAAUAUGGGACGGUUCUAAAUGGGCGACUGAUGGUGGGAAGUACGGUGUAAACUACAAAUAUGCGCCUUACAUUGCGCGGUUUUCUGAUCUAGUCCUUCACGGCUGCCCCGUGGACCCAAUCGAGCAGUUUCCGAGGUGCGAUGAAGGAGCGGCUGAGGAUAUCCGUGCAGCGCAGGAGAUUACCCCGUCGCAGAGGAGUAAAAUGGAUGUUUUCAGGCGGAAACACAUGACUUAUUCGUAUUGCUAUGAUCGGACAAGGUACAAGGUUGCUUUAUCGGAGUGUGUGGUGAAUCCUGCAGAGGCUCAAAGGCUUAGAGUAUAUGAUCCAGUCACAUUUGGCGGAAUUCCUAGGCGCCACCGCAAUGGAAAGCACCGGAGCAAGAGAAGCCGGGUUGAUGGAACAGAGAGUCUCGGUAACAUAGGAGUAACAAGAGUCAACGCCAGUCAAAGGAACCACUCUAAGAAACUCACUAAGAAUCUCCGUAAUCCACGCCGUACCAAGCUUCCUCCUGAUUUUGGUGUUAAUUUGUAUCUUAGGAAACCCAAAAUUGAACCAGUUGUGGAUGAUUAUAAUGAUGAUGAUGAUGGUGAUGUGCAAGAUCAAGAAUCAGUGGAUGAUGAUGCUGUUGUGUGGGAACCAGAAGAAAUCGAGGCGAUUUCGUCGCUUUUUCAGAAAAGGAUUCCUCAAAAACCCGGUAAACCGAUUCGAGUUAGGCCUUUACCACUUCCUCAACCUCACAAGUUACGACCUUUAGGGCUUCCAACUCCAAAGAAGAACAUUAGAUCAGCUGCAUUGUCUUCUGUAUCGAAGCAAGUGUAUAAAGAUCCGAGUUUUCUCAUCGGUUUAGCUAGAGAGAUUAAGAGCUUGCCUUCUUCUGAUGCUGAUGUCUCUCUUGUUCUCAAUAAAUGGGUUAGCUUCUUGCGUAAAGGGUCACUCUCUAUGACGAUUCGAGAAUUGGGUCAUAUGGGUUUGCCUGAGAGAGCUUUACAGACAUAUCAUUGGGCUGAGAAGCAUUCUCAUUUAGUACCAGAUAAUCGGAUUCUCGCAUCCACUAUUCAGGUUUUGGCCAAGCACCACGAGCUGAAAUUGCUUAAGUUCGACAAUAGCUUGGCUAGCAAGAACGUGAUCGAAGCAAUGAUCAAGGGAUGCAUUGAAGGCGGAUGGUUGAAUCUAGCCCGGAAGCUUAUACUGAUCUCGAAGAGUAACAAUCGAAUACUCGACUCGAGUAUUUACGUAAAGAUGAUUCUGGAGAUAGCUAAAAACCCAGACAAGUACCAUCUUGUUGUUACUCUUCUCGAGGAACUGAAAGAAAGAGAAGAUUUGAAGUUGAGCCAACAGGAUUGCACAGGUAUUAUGAAGAUCUGUGUGAAACUAGGAGAGUUUGAGCUCGUUGAAUCUCUCUUCGACUGGUUUAAAGAAUCAAACAGAGAACCAAGCGUUGUAAUGUACACUACGAUGAUACAUAGCAGGUAUUCGGAACAGAAAUACCGGGAGGCGAUGAAUGUGGUUUGGGAGAUGGAGGAAUCAAACUGUCUCCUUGAUCUUCCAGCUUAUAGAGUAGUCAUUAAACUAUUCGUAGCAUUGGAUGAUUUGGGAAGAGCAAUGAGGUAUUACUCUAAACUCAAGGAAGCUGGAUUCUCGCCAACUUAUGAUAUUUAUCGCGAUAUGAUUAACGUUUAUACCGCUUCUGGGCGAUUGACAAAAUGUAAAGAGAUAUGUAAGGAAGUUGAAGAUGCUGGAUUGAGGUUAGAUAAAGAUACUUUAUUUAUGUUGUUGCAGCUCGAAAAGCAAACAAUGUCUCUUUUGCACUGAAGACAAAGCUCCAAUUUUGU
Arabidopsis arenosa is the source of this 2462-nucleotide messenger RNA. NCBI's taxonomy places the organism in Eukaryota, Viridiplantae, Streptophyta, Magnoliopsida, Brassicales, Brassicaceae. The record is from the annotation of a GenBank genome assembly.